AUGAAUGACGAUGGCGAUAGAGCUCAAUUGAAAGCCAGGUUGUGGGUCCGAGUGGAAGAACGAUUACAACAGGUGUUGUCUUCCCAAGACGUACAAUAUACACCAAAAUUCAUAAACUCAUUGCUAGAGCUAGCAUAUUUACAACUGGGUGAGAUGGGAAGCGAUUUGCAAGCAUUUUCUAGGCAUUCUGGUAGAGAAGUCGUCAACGAGAGUGACCUCAUGUUAUACCUGAGGAAGCAACCCGACUUGCAAGCAAAAAUCAAGCAAAAAGAAUGA
Messenger RNA from Saccharomyces mikatae IFO 1815, 276 nucleotides. RefSeq names its product Mhf1p (gene MHF1). Lineage: Eukaryota; Fungi; Ascomycota; Saccharomycetes; Saccharomycetales; Saccharomycetaceae. Gene Ontology annotation, biological process: resolution of meiotic recombination intermediates; replication fork processing. The record is from RefSeq and is a predicted model, not a curated record. Gene Ontology annotation, molecular function: protein heterodimerization activity; chromatin binding. The coding region runs from base 1 to 276 and encodes 91 amino acids. The transcript has a single exon. Gene Ontology annotation, cellular component: FANCM-MHF complex; Fanconi anaemia nuclear complex.